AUGAUAAUCAUAUGUAUUAUCAUCUUAUCAUCACCAUCAAUAACAUUUGUACAGGGAAAUGAUAAAACAGUGAUAACGUUAAAAGAUUUAACCGAAGCAGUUAUCGAACGAAGUUGUUUAUGCGAACAAAAUGUUAAAAAUUUCAAAAAAAGCGAUGACUAUUUGCUAUUAUUGUUGAAAAUUUCAUCAGUUCGAAUUGUAAGCACAUUACAAAAUAUUGCUCAUCAUGUCAACGCAGAAAUUACUUAUCUCAUUGAAUUAAGUCGGUGGAAGUUAUUUGAAGAAAUGUCAAAAUAUUUUCCACGACUAUUUGGUCAAUCAUCUGUAAUCGAUUCUUUCGAUGCCCUUAUUGAUAAUAUUCGUAAUCAGCUUUUCAUCACCACGGAUAUUUCACCACAACAAAUAAAGAAUGAAAUUGAAAAAAUGGUACAAAAAUUCUUCAUUCAACUUAUUCCGCCAACGUUUCUUUGCAUAACAACAGGUCCAUGUAAAUCAGUAUCACAGUCAUAUGCCAACUGCUUGCAAAAUAAUUCACCGUUUUGGCGUGCAUUCUUCGGAAUGGAACCUGGUAAAAUAAGUGCCAUUUUAUGGCAAGCAAUUAUGAAAUAUCGCUUAAUGGAAAGUACCAUCGAUAAAUUGCACAGAUUAGCUAUGGAAGUUGAAGUUGUUAAUAAUUCAUGCAUAAUACAGCAUGCAAAUAUGAUGACAACUUGUUCAUCACUUUGUAUUCCAAUGAAAAAAGAAAUAAACGAUUACUGCAGUGAUGAUUGCAAGCAUGUAAUGUAUGAAUGUUUGCAUGAAAGUGCAAGUGAUUGGGAUAGUUUUAUACCAAUUUUGCAAAAAUUGACUGUCAAUUUCGACAAAGGUUUCGCUGAGCUUGAAAAAGGUAUCAUUCGAUCAAUUUCAUAUGCAAUGGAAAUGAAAGCUCCAGUGAUUGCUAAAACAGUACUAAAGAAAUGUGGUCGAAUUAAUUUUGCUAAAACACCAGAUACCAUUCGACAUAUUGAUUAUCACAAGCCGGAUCCUGUACAGCGACGAGCAGUAUUCAUGAUUCGACAGUUUACGAUUUAUGUUGGUUGGUGGCGACAACUUGUCAACAAUAUUUGUAAUCAUCCAUUACGAACACUGGAAUGCUGGAACAAUACUGUUUCUAUUGACGUUAGGUAA
Brugia pahangi is the source of this 1167-nucleotide messenger RNA. NCBI's taxonomy places the organism in Eukaryota, Metazoa, Nematoda, Chromadorea, Rhabditida, Onchocercidae. The record is from the annotation of a GenBank genome assembly.